Messenger RNA from Cetraspora pellucida, 365 nucleotides. The record is from the annotation of a GenBank genome assembly. NCBI's taxonomy places the organism in Eukaryota, Fungi, Glomeromycota, Glomeromycetes, Diversisporales, Gigasporaceae.
AUUCCUUCUCCUGAUUGUAAUGCGACUGCUUGUAAACAACAUAAUGCGUUUGAUCCUAGCAAAUCAAAGAACUUUAAGCUUACCAAGACUCCUUUCAAGAUCCAAUACGGUAGUGGCAAUGUCAGUGGCCUUAUAGCGAAAGAUGAUCUUUCAAUAGCCGGAAUAAAAUCUACAGGACAGAUAUUCGGUCUUACUCUUAAUGAAAGUAAAGAAUUUGAAAAUGUUCCAUAUGAUGGUCUUAUGGGUAUGGCCUUAGAUCAACUUAGUACGCAAAACGCUACUACUCCUUUUUCAAACAUGGUUAAACAAAAGUCUGUAAAGAACCCAUUUUUUUGGCUUCCAUCUUCAACGUUCGCUGGAUCAAG